This is a messenger RNA of Cladophialophora bantiana CBS 173.52, 1986 nucleotides long. RefSeq lists its product as uncharacterized. The transcript is spliced from 5 exons. Bases 1 to 1986 code for a protein of 661 amino acids. NCBI's taxonomy places the organism in Eukaryota, Fungi, Ascomycota, Eurotiomycetes, Chaetothyriales, Herpotrichiellaceae. The record is from RefSeq and is a predicted model, not a curated record.
AUGGCGUCGUCGCGCCCAGGCUCGCGCCGCAUCAGUUCUGUCAGCAACUCCAAUACAGAACCUUUCCCUUCGAUCCCCGACUCACCAGCGGGCCCAAGUUCUGCCAACAACAAUACCACGACAACCACUACCACCACCACUACCACCGUCCAUAUCCCUCAUCGUGGGAGACCUUACACAGUAACCUCCACCCAGCCCACGAACCAAUCUCCCACCACUGUGGCAUCCACGCCCGACAACACCGUUAUUCCCAACUCGGCCGCCGUGACCCCGACCAUAACGAGAACUACCUAUACCGCGCCUCAAAUAAAUCAGAUCAACCAGAUCAACCGAUUCCGGCCAGUCGGGAUUAGGAGACUGCCCUCAGCGAACCUGCGAGCGGCAGCACAAGAUGAUGAAAAUCUGUCGAGUCAACCACCCAGUCGGGCUGCGUCUGGCAGAGGACGCAGUAGUUCUGCACCACAACGUCCGAACCUGGGCAUACCUGGCUUGAACCAACUAACGAGGCAAAGUACGAGACAAUCACUCCUGCCAACCCUCGCCGAAGCCCCAUCGGCGCCAGAACCCGCGCCGGCAGAUGGCACCGUGGAUCGAGACACGAUGAAUCAGAAUGUGACAGGCGGGGUGAGUAGAAGACGAAGUAUCAGCAACGCUGCACGUUCGAUCAUGAGCAGAAUGAGUGAAACGUCGAGGGAACGACAAGAACCUGAGUAUGAAUCAGAAGUUGUCGACCUGCUCGAUGUUCUUGAUCCCGAAGUCUCGACGCUGACUACUCUGAACAACGUCCAAAACUCACUCUUUGUGCCAGAUCUUGGGAGAUGGUUAAACCGAAGACCAACCUAUACGCUGAUUACCACCGAGGCGGCACCCAUAGAAGAGCCACCGGUGGGAGCCCCAGAGGAGGAGAAAGAGGGAACGGGUGCCCCCACCACCAUGCAAAGGACCUGGUCAUGGCAGCGCAAACCCCAGAUUGAGCGCACCCACAGUAUUUCAUCAGUUGUCACAGACUCCCACUUCGCCGUACUACCACAUGGUGUGUCCCUAGAGGGAUGGAGUGACGAGGACAAGGAGGCGCUGGAUGAUCAUGUCAGGCACAUGUUGCACUCGAAACGCUCCAAGUUCAAACAGAGAAUGGUUGCCUUUGGGAAGUACAUCUCAAAACCACUCGGGUUUUUUGUGUUUCUGUAUGCAACCCUAAUUACUUUGUUUGGUUUGGCCUGGGUUCUUUUCUUAAUCGGUUGGAUUUAUGUGGGAGACCGACAAGAGUACGACAUCAAUGUAAUCGACAAUGUGCUGGUCGCCCUGUUUGCGGUUGUUGGUGAUGGUCUGGCACCAUUCCGAGCUGUCGACACAUAUCACAUGUGCUUUAUCGCUCACUAUCACCACCUGACUUGGAGGCUAAGACGAGAAAGAGGCAUGCCAAAGCUGCGUGAUCACAACGACCUCCCUGCUCAAACGGAAAAGGAAGCCGACCCCGAGUCUGUGGUGCCGGAGGACUCGGAGUUCUCGGUUUUGACGCACAAGCAACAGCAAAAGCUCAUGCACCAUCAAGCAAAGUUCUCCAAGUCGCAUUCAUUCUACAAGCCUCACGAAACGGGAACUCAUUAUGCCUUCCCAUUACGCUUACUGGUGGCCAUCGUUGUCUUGCUGGAUUGUCAUUCACUCUUCCAGAUCGCGCUCGGCACCUGUACUUGGGCGAUCAGCUAUCACACCCGACCACAAGCUCUGACGGCGACGAUCCUCUCGUGUUCCAUCACGUGCAAUAUCGUGGCGGGUAUUUUGAUCGCCAUCGGUGACCGAAAGACCCGCAAGAAGGACGUGGCUUUGAAGAUGCAACGACAAGCCUUGACCAAGACAGCCAUAAAGAAGGUGGAAAAGCACAAGCGAGAGAGAAUGGAAAACGCACUCGAGGAUCAAGGGCGAGAUAUUAAUUUUGAAGUCAUCGACGAAGAGACUGCUGACCAGGUUAAUUCGAGGAGUCAUUAG